This is a messenger RNA of Lichtheimia ornata, 1944 nucleotides long. RefSeq lists its product as uncharacterized. Lineage: Eukaryota; Fungi; Mucoromycota; Mucoromycetes; Mucorales; Lichtheimiaceae. The coding region runs from base 1 to 1944 and encodes 647 amino acids. The record is from RefSeq and is a predicted model, not a curated record. The transcript has 3 exons. Gene Ontology annotation, cellular component: mitochondrial outer membrane; nucleus; cytosol. Gene Ontology annotation, molecular function: protein binding.
AUGUCAAGCCCUUUAAUGAACAAUAGCAGUCGCUCUUCGUCAUGGUCGAGUUUGAAAACGACGACAGUCAACCUCGAUGAACGACAACUGUUUGACGACAUGCACGCUGCACGCCAUGCACUCGAUCUGUUUUUGAAUUCUCGCAUUGUUGAAGCUGAAGCUAUAUUACGACCCGAGUUGUGCAAAACAUCCAUGUACUAUUCGCUCGGCAAAGCUGUCUUGUUGGCGCUCAAGAGCAUGAUGACUUUUCAAGCGGCAGAUUUUGGGGAAGCCAUUGUUGCAUUAAAACAAACAGUGCAGUUGGCUAAUACGGUUAUCAGCAAGAGCCAAUCAGCUGAAAGCAAUGGUUGGUUCCUUGAUGGAUUGACAUCUUGGAUCAAGGGUGGAUUGACAGUGGAACGACUAGAAAAUAUGAAACCGAUUGCUCGGCAUGCUGAGUUAAUUCAAGCUGAAGCACAUUUGCUCAAAGCCAUGCUAUGCAUUGUCCACGAUGAGAGUCUCAUGUCUUUUUUGCGUGAAGGUCUCAACAUUCGUCAGAGCUACAUUGCCUACACCGUACUGGAGUCAUUUAUUCAACAAACGAAGAUGCCCCUUGAUCCACAUUUUACAUCAGGCGUCUGCUUUGGUAUUGGCUCCUUUAAGCUCAUGCUAUCAUUGCUGCCCAAGACUGUUUUACGUCUUGUCGAGUUUAUCGGAUUCUCGGGUGAUCGCACACAAGGAAUGAAGUUGCUUGAAUCCAAUGGAGGAUGGGACGACUACAAAAGGACUGGGAAUGAACCUAGACUUCAGGGUCCGGAUGAAGGAUUACGCCGACAAUUUUCGGACAUGAUGCUGAUCAACUACCACCUGGUCAUUGCUAAAUUGGUACCUGUGUCAGAUGCUGAUGAACCUCUCGCUUCUGCCGUUCUUGAUUACAACCUUAAGUUAUAUCCGAAUGGCGUCAUCUUUUUAUUCUUUCUCGGCCGUAAACUGUUUUGCGAGACAAAACUUGAUGAAGCGGAUGAAGCGUACACUCGAGCUAUCAACACACAAAAGGAUUGGAUACAAUUACAGCAUAUUGGUUACUGGGAACGUGGAUGCAUCAGCAUGGUUCGUGGCGACUGGAAAUUAGCGGUGGAUAUAUAUGGCAUUUUGCACAAGGAGAGCAAUUGGUCCAAGGCAGUGUACAUGUAUUUCAAAGGCGUCGCACUAUUCAUGCUUGCACAAAGCGAAUCAGAUGGAAGCAAACGUAAGGAUUUGAUCUCUCAGGCACAUGACAUCAUGGAAAGGGUUCCUGAAUCAAGACAAAAAAUCGCUGGCAAAUCAAUCCCACUUGAGAAAUUCGUUGCGCGGAAAGCACGCAAGUUCGUUGAUCAAGCCAACUAUCUUUUGUUCCCUGAUCUCGAAGUAUUGAAUGCAUUUGGUAUUAGCGACUAUAUCCCUAUUCCCUUACUACGAGCCAACAUCCAUCGAAUCGACCAAGAAUUGAACAAUGCUCCUCAUGCUUCUGCCGACGAUGUGUGUCUUGCCUAUUAUCUUCGCAGUGUUAUGGCUCGACGGCUUUACAUUCGGUCCUCUGAUAAUCAACAUGAACAACAACAGAUGCGGGAGAUUCAUCAUCAAUCCAUAACAAACGUAUACAAACAAGCGCAAGACAUUGUCCUGGACCAUUAUGUUUAUUACUUCAGCCGCUAUGAGGAAGCUCGAAUGAUGAUUUUAGAUGGGGACUAUGAUGGUGCUGAAGCUAGUAUCAACGUGAUUCUCAAGGCCAAUGAGAAAGGACAAUACAAUAUAGGGAAAGGAGCCAAAGCAAAGAGUAAAUACAGCUUGGAGAACAGCCUACUAUUUAGGUGCCACAACUGCCAAACUGAAAUCCAGACAUUGCGUGCAUCUGCCACCAAGCUCAUAAACAGCGAACAUUCUACCACUAGUAGCGACUCGUUUGCAUCCGCAACAUCUUCAUGA